AUGCUUCGACUGCGAAGAGUCGUCAGAGUGAAUGAAUCUACGUCGCAACUCGUGGUGAUUCGCGUUCCUUCUGGGGUGAAAUGGAUUGAGGGUAGUUAUGGGGUUGGACGACGACGGCGGAUGGCGACGAUAGAAUGGUGGAGAGUGAUUGAAGCUUAUGUCUCGUCGCUCACAAUUUCAUCGUCCCGAUUGAAGCUCUGGCCGGCGAUAUGGAUUGACGGUGGUGAUGGGUUGGGUAACGACGGCGGGCAGCAGCAAUGGAAAGAGAAAAUGGCGAGAGCUAAUCAAGGGGAAAUUGAAACUUUCAUGAGCAUAAUCAGCGUUUCUGAGGCCAUUGCUGUUCAGAAACUUGAGUUGAUCUCAGAUUCAUCAACCGACCUGUUUCUUGUUCUUGCCAAAUUUUUAAUCAAAUUCAAAAAGAUCCCCAAAUGGGUUGUACUGUUAGGGAAAAGCACAUCAGGACCAGCAGGAAGACUCGACCGCGGGUGGGGCUACUGCACGGAAGAAGAAUUGGAGGAAAUCUUGCUACAAAAUUUGGAGUGUUUGUAUAAUGAGGCGUUAAAUAAGCUGGUGGUGUUGGGUUAUGAUGAAGAUGUAGCUUUAAAGGCUAUUUUGAGAUAUGGGCAUUGUUAUGGUGGGAAUGAUGUGCUGACUAAUGUAUUACAGAACUCUUUGGCAUAUUUGAGUAGUGGCUGUAGUGGCCCAAACCCAGAGGAGCUCGAGCCUGCAUGCAAAGACUUGAGGCAGCUGGAGGAGUAUUCGCUUGCAGGAAUGGUGUGUUUGUUGCAACAAGUCAAACCCCAUUUGAGUAAGGGUGAUGCUAUGUGGUGUUUGUUGAUGAGCAAUCUUCACGUCGGUCGUGCAAGUGUGAUGGAAAUCCCACUUUUGCCCUCCCCUGGUGGUAGUGGUAAUGGAUGCGAGAGUAGCUCUGCGAGUGGUAGUGGGAGUAUGGAGGAUGGUGUUAGUAACGGGGGAACUGGGGUGGUUGCCCCAGCAUUGUGUCGGUUUCAUGGUGGUUGGGGUUAUGGGAACAAUGGGACGGCUGAGUUCCCGGUGAAUGGAGUGAACGGUUUUUUGUCUUACACAGCAGAUAUGGCUCCACAGAGGGAGAUAGAGUGCCCGAAGAGGUUUAAUCUCAGUCCAUCAAUGAAGAGUUUGUUGAAGAGGAAUGUUGCAAUGUUUGCUGCAGGGUUUAGGGCAAACUCAAAGCAAUUUCAAAGUCAAGUGCAGCCUUGUCCGAGUUCUUUGUCUGUUGAGGAUUCAUCAAGUGGAUGUGGAACAGGAUUCGAGGUUGAGGCUAUGCAAAAUGAGGAGUCUCAAUAUGCAAAGAACCAAGAUGUUGUAAACUCGGUGAUGAGUAAGUUUCGGGACUUGAACCUUAAUGAGAACACAGAAAAUGUCUCAUUGGACCAGAAAGAUGAAAUGAUUUUAAGCUUGAUCAAUCAGAUAAAGGAGUUAGAGAAACAAGUGAAAGAACGGAAAGACUGGGCUCACCAGAAGGCAAUGCAAGCUGCAAGAAAGCUUAGUCAUGAUUUGACUGAACUUAAGAUGCUAAGGAUGGAGAGAGAGGAGAACCAACGGCUGAAAAAGGGGAAACAGACCCUUGAAGACUCUACCAUGAAGAGGCUGUCUGAGAUGGAGAAUGCUUUGAGAAAGGCAAGUGGUCAAGUGGACCGUGCAAAUGCUGCCGUUAGGAAGCUUGAGACUGAGAAUGCUGAAAUUAGAGCAGAGAUGGAGGCCUCUAAACUAAGUGCAUCUGAAUCAGUCAUAACCUGUUUAGAAGUUGCAAAAAGGGAAAAAAAGUGCCUCAAGAGGCUUUUGGCUUGGGAGAAACAGAAGACAAAACUUCAGGAGGACAUUGCUGCAGAGAAAAAGAAGAUCUCAGAGUUGCAGCAGGAGUUGGCUCAGUCCGAUGCGGAUACGAAAGAAGCUGAGGCAAAGUGGAGGCAGGAGCAGAAGAGUAAAGAGCUAGCUUUUGCACAGCUGGAGGAGGAGCGACGCCUCAAAGAAGCAGCUGAGGCUAGCAACAAAAGGAAGCUUGAGGCUCUCCGUCUGAAGAUUGAGAUAGACUUCCAGCGCCACAAGGAUGACCUCCACCGUCUUGAGCAAGAAUUUGCACGCCUUAAAGAGUCGGCACAAUCUACAGAGGUGCAAAAUCCAUCUGUUCGUUUAUUGUCAGCAAACUCUGAUGGCAUGAAGCCCGAAGGAGAAACCAUUGCAAGUCUGCUGCAUGAGUUGGAUAUGGAAGAUUCUCCAGAGGUUAGCUAUGACAGGGAAUGCAUAAUUUGCAUGAAGGACGAAGUUUCUGUCGUUUUUCUUCCCUGUGCUCAUCAAGUCAUAUGCGCAAACUGCAAUGAAAAAUAUGGGAGGAAAGGAAAAGCUACAUGCCCUUGCUGUCGGGCUCCAAUUGAACAGAGAAUCCGAGUUUUUGGUUCAAGCUCUUAG
Fraxinus pennsylvanica is the source of this 2445-nucleotide messenger RNA. NCBI's taxonomy places the organism in Eukaryota, Viridiplantae, Streptophyta, Magnoliopsida, Lamiales, Oleaceae. The record is from the annotation of a GenBank genome assembly.